AUGGGUGAUCAGACAGCCGCGAUAAAGGAUACGGACAUAUCCAAAGAGAUGCAGCAAGAUGCUGUGGAGUUUACCAUUUUGGCCAUAGAGAAAUGUAACGUUGAAAGAGAAAUUGCGACUGUUGUAAAGAGGGAGUUCGAGAAGAAAUACGGUCCCACUUGGCAUUGCAUUUUAGGAAGGAAAUUUGGCAGCUUUGUGUCUCAUGAGACCAAGCACCUCAUCUUCUUCCUUGUGCUUGGAGUAAAUGUUCUUCUGUUUGAAGCUGGUUAG
Molecule: messenger RNA, 270 nt
Organism: Cariama cristata (Red-legged seriema)
Lineage: Eukaryota; Metazoa; Chordata; Aves; Cariamiformes; Cariamidae
Product: dynein light chain 2, cytoplasmic-like
Exons: 2
Coding region: 1-270 (89 amino acids)
Biological process (GO): cilium assembly; microtubule-based process
Cellular component (GO): cytoplasmic dynein complex
Molecular function (GO): dynein light intermediate chain binding; dynein intermediate chain binding
Source: RefSeq, a predicted model, not a curated record